Messenger RNA from Cololabis saira (Pacific saury), 11816 nucleotides. RefSeq names its product apolipoprotein Bb, tandem duplicate 1 (gene apobb.1). The record is from RefSeq and is a predicted model, not a curated record. NCBI's taxonomy places the organism in Eukaryota, Metazoa, Chordata, Actinopteri, Beloniformes, Belonidae. Gene Ontology annotation, biological process: cholesterol transport; triglyceride mobilization; cholesterol homeostasis. The transcript is spliced from 30 exons. Gene Ontology annotation, molecular function: low-density lipoprotein particle receptor binding; cholesterol transfer activity. Gene Ontology annotation, cellular component: mature chylomicron; very-low-density lipoprotein particle; low-density lipoprotein particle. The coding region runs from base 206 to 11587 and encodes 3793 amino acids.
UCAUUUAGGGCAGUGGAAGCACAACAACGCUAUUUGCAGGUGCAACCGUGAAGGUGCACUGGACUUUGAGCCUGCAAAGCACUGUCUGGGCCCCCCACUCUUACAGAGUCCAGCUGAGGGUAUAAAAUAGUCAAACUUAGGCCGAGGCAUCAGUCUCAUCUGAGUACUCGCCAACCUCAAGGGAGAGAGCUUCAAGGAACCCAUCAUGGGGGACUUAAAGCUUGGCCUUUUGCUGCUUCUCAGCACGUCUGCCUUGGCUUUUGCCCAAAAUGACGACCAUCCAACCUGUUUGCUGGCUCAACGGUACAAAACCCUGCACAAGUAUGAAUACCUGUAUGAAGCUGAAUCUUUAAAUGCCAUCAACGGAGCCUCGCAGCUUAAGAAUGGACCCAAAGCCACCUGCAAGGUUGAAAUUGAAGUGCCUCAGACAUGCAGUUUCAUCAUCCGGACCACUGACUGCAGGCUGAGCGAGGUGGUGGACAUGGACGCAGAGGGAAACCCUGUCUUCGACCCUGCACCCACCUCUGAUGCCUUUGCAGCUGAAAUGGAAAGGUAUCCCCUGAAGGUUGUGAUUGAAGGCGAGUAUGAUGUGAAACUGUACCCUGAGGAAGGAGAGUCAACAACUAUCCUGAACUUCAAGAGGGGUAUCAUCUCUGCCCUGGCUGUGCCUCUUCUGGAAGAAGACAAGAUCAAAAACAUGCCCACGAUCCACGGCAAGUGCAGGACCUCAUACACCGUCAAUGCCAGAGAGGACAUUGCAACUGACAUCAACGUGAGCAGGGAUCUGUCCACAUGCGACAAAUUUGUGCCCAUGAGAGAUCACACCAGUCCCCUGGCACUUAUCACUGGCAUGAACUAUCCUCUUUCUAAAUUGAUCAGAAGCUCCCAAACCUGCAACUACAAAUUUGACAAUGAGAAAAAACAUAUGACCUCGGGUUCCUGCACAGAAGACCACAUCCUCAUCCCCUUCUCCCACAAAGGGAAAUAUGGAGUUACCAAUGUUGGAAAGCAGGGGCUGACCCUGGUUGAGGUUUCCCCUCACAAUGACAGAGUCUUUGACCACAAUGACAACGCGAAGGACCUUCACAUGGAAGCUGUCGAUGACAAGAGUGCCGUGCAGGAUAAAGAAGCAGCUCUGACUCUCAUGAGAGAACUGCACACUCUGCCAGAGACCGAGGGCGAGAAGAGGGCCCACCUGUUCAACAAACUUGUCUCCAUGGCCCGUGGAAUGAAGACCGAAACCCUGAGCAGUGCCCUCCCUGAGGCUGUUGGCUUGUCCCGCUUCCUGACCAUCCAGGUUCUGGCCCAGUGUGGAACCCCUGAGUGCACCAGUGCUAUCAUGGAGAACCUCAGGACCUUCGACACCUCCUCCCUUGAGGUCGAUGCCACUGUUGUCGCCCUGGGACUCAUGUCCAACCCUUCUGCCCUCCUGAUCAAUGACAUGCUUGAGAUGGCCAAGUACAAGCCCAGCAAGCCCAUCAUGUAUGCUCUGAGUAAUGUUGUCAAGAGAUUUUACAAAGCUGAGGGAAAACUGAUUCCUGAGAUUCACUCUGUUGCUGAAUUCAUGGCUGCAGAGUUGGGUGACUGUACUGGAGACAAGGAUCAAACUUUCAUGACACUGAGGGUGAUUGGAAACAUGGCUCCAGCUGUGGUUCCUGCUAGUCCAGCACUCAGAAAGGCUGUCAUCCAGUGUGUGAAGCAACCUGCUGCCUCCCAAACUGUGCAACAGGCCGCCAUCCAGGUGUACAGGCAGAUCCCAGUCUCAGCAGAGGACAGAGAGGUGUUUAUGCAGGUGCUUUUGGACAACAGCAAGCCCGUUCAAGAACGCGUCGCUGCAUACCUAGUACUUAUGAAAGACCCCCAAAUAAAUGAGCUCUCCCAGAUAUCUAAGGUUUUGUUCAGUGUAGAAGACCUACAAGUCAAGAGCUUUAUUGCCUCACACAUCAAAAACAUUUUGUCAUCUACUGAGCCUGAGACCCAAGACCUGAGAGAGAUGAUUUAUAAUGCCAUCAAUGUUAAUGAAAUUGGGCUUAACAUGGACCCCAUCAGUUAUUCUCGCAACUACAAGAUCGGCUCUUUGCAAGGCAACAUGAUCUUUGAGGGUGCAGGCUACCUCCCCAAGGAGGUCAUGCUUGAUAUGACUCUGAAGGCAUUUGGCUUUGAGAUUGACAUGUUGGAGAUCGGUAUGGACGGCAAGGGAUUUGAGCCAACAGUUGAUGCUCUGUUUGGAGAGAACGGAUUCUUCCCCGACACUACUCUGAAGACGAUGUAUUUUGUCUCUGACAACAUCCCAAAUGCCGUCAAUGAGAUCCUGCAGAACAUUGUACCUGCUCUGAAGAGGAACCGGAUGAGGAGAGAGGCUUCCCGGGGCCUGUUGAAGGGGAUUGGAGACAACCUCAACAAACUAGUGAGGGAGCUGAAGGCUGCAGGGUCUCCUGAGGCCAUGGUUUAUCUGAGACUCUUGGGAAAUGAGCUGGGAUAUCUGAGGACCAAUGACAUUGAAGAGAUGACCUUCUCUGCUGCUAUGAUGAUUAAUAGUCUGUUCAAAAUGUUUCCACGAGAUAUAAUGAAGUCACUGAUGACUAACCCUGACACCACAAUCUUUACCCACUACAUCUUCAUGGACAAUGAAUUCUUCCUGCCGACUGUCACUGGUGUGCCUCUGAGGAUUGCAUUGUCUGGCACUUUCGCCCCAGGUUUCAAAGGGGGACUUCAGAUCGCUCGUGACAUGAGCGCAAUGACCUUCAUGCCAUCCGCUGGAAUUGAGUUUGUCACUCAGGUUGGCUCUCACAUCCCUGAAUAUGUCAACUCUGGAUUGGAAAUGCACACAAACAUUUACCAUGAGAGUGGGAUCAGUGCUAAGAUCUCCAUGGGACAGGAACAUGUUAAGCUGACCAUCCCUGCUCCAACAAACCCUACCAAGCUCAUCAAAAUUACAAACACCCUGGUGGCAGUGACAGGAUCAAAAAUGAUGACUAUCCCUCCCGUGAUGAUGGACAAAGUUGACGUCAACAAGUGUACCCCAGCCUUUUCUGGAAUGAAGUUCUGCACUGCUCUCCAAUACAUGGAUGCUUUCUCUCAUGAGACAGCUCCUUACUUCCCCUUCACUGGUGACAGCAAAUUUGCGGUGGAGCUCCACCCCACUGGGGAAGUCACAGAGUACACAGCCACUGUUGCCUAUGAGCUUCUCAAGGAGGGAGAUGAGGGUCGGCAGAAGGUUGACACACUGAACUUUAUCCUGAAAGCUGAAGGUGCAGAAUCCACUGAAGCCAGAGCAGUCUUGAAAUACAACAGAAGGAAGAAUGUAAUCACAGCAGAUAUCCAAAUCCCUGACUACGAUGUGGAGGCUGGGCUCAGGCUGGGUGUUGUUGAUGGAAGAACCAGGGGCAAAGGAACUCAUUCCAUCUCUCUUGACUUUGUGAACAAGAAUAUCCCACAGCUCUCCCUGAUUGGCCGUGCAAAUCUCAAGGCUAUGAAGGAAGGUAUGCUGCAAAUUCAGCUUUUGGUGCCAUCAAUUGACACUGAUGCUACUAUCACAGCUAACAUGAAAUAUGAUGAAGAACUGGAACUGGAACUGGAGAGUGAUAUCAAAAUCAUGGGUGCCACCUCUGAGCAGGAAAUUUCAAUGAAAUAUGAUGCCAGCAAAAUUGAGAUUCAGGUCAAGUCUGAUGUGGAAACCAAGACCACCUCCCUGCCUAAUGCUGAAUUCAUUGAGAGGUACGGCAACGAGAUUCUUGACAUGCAGGUGGGGCAGACAGACAUGAGAGUCCGUCACAUCUUCAAGAAGUUUGUGGAGGCAGCGAACAAUUACAUGGACAAGUAUGGUGCUGAAAUGCUUCCAUACAUGCAGAACUUCAGACUUCCUGAUAUCCCUGAGAUUUCUCUGCCGGAGAAACUUUUCCUGAAUACCAACACAAAGGCUGCCUAUUAUUUCAACGAUGAUCACUUCACAUUUGCUAUCCCCCUGCUUUUUGGAGGAAAGUCAACAGAACAGCUUAACCUCCCACCAGUUCUGGCCACUCCUAGGGUGUCUCUACCCCAGUUUGGAUUUGAACUCACCCCUAUGGAGAUCCCCAUCCCAAAGCUUGUGGUUCCCGAGAGGCUGACUCUGUCUAUUCCUCUUUUCGGCAAGGCUGAGGUUUCAACAAUGAUGACAAGCAACCUGUACGAUGUGGAGGGCUCAAUUGCUGUUGGUAAAGAUGUUGUCGAACCACCAAGCUACUCAACUAGAUUUGAUGUGAAAGGAACUUCUCCGAUUGACAUCUUCUCAGUAGCAGUUGAAGGCUCUGGAAUGGUGUCCACCAUAGAUUUCCUCAAGGCCCAUUUGAGAAGCUCUUUGAGCCAUAAAUUUAUUGAAGCAAGAAUUACAAUUACAGAGGACGCAGUCAUGACAGACCGCAUCAGUUUGAAAUCAGUAAGCAAGUUAGACGUCACAAGCCCACUUGGUCUCAAUAUUGUGCUAGAGCACACUGGCAUGACAGGAGUCAAUACUGUAGAAAUAUCCGGUGACCACAACUUUGAGGGAACAUUCAAAGCUGGACCCAUCUAUGGCAAGACCACUUCAGGCCAGUCUUUUACCAUCGUCCCAUUCCAACCGGAAGCAAAGAUUGAGUCAUCUGUUAAGUUUGAAUCCACAGCAGUCAACGGCCAGAACAUAAUUACAGCAGAACUUUCCAAUGGUGAAUUAUCUGUUGUGUCUAACUCCAAUGCCUUUGACGGCAUCUUCACCCAUGACGCUGAGCUUUCCUUCAAAGACAACAAGUUGACAGUGAAAUGUGAUGCAAGUGACAUUGUUCGUGGUAUGACCAUCCGGAACCAAGCUGAAGCCUCUGCUGAUGCUGGUGAAUUCAUCAUCAGGUUGGAGACAAAUGGAGACUAUGCUGAAAACCGCAUCUACUCUCUUCUCACUGCUUCUCUUGACUCUGCUGGUUUGGCUGUGAACUAUGACGCCAAUGUGAAGCUUCUUGAGAAUGAGGCGCUGCACAAAGCUAUUCUGACACUCAACAAGCAAGGUUUGACCACAAGUGGAACAACUACCAUCCACAGCCCCCUGUCUAUGGAAAACACCUUUAAAGCUGGUCUUGAUGCAUCAAGUGCUACUCUAUCAAUUAUCAACAAGGCUGCAAUGCAUGAUCUCAAAGUUGAUAAUGACAACUCUCUAACAGUAACCCUCUAUAGCCUUGACUUUAUCUCAAAGGCUGAAGCCAGUGCAAGUGAGUAUGCCUCUUACACUCAUGAUAUCACCUUUAACCUAAAACCAUACAGUGCUUCUGCUAAUGUGAACAAUGACCUGAAACUGCUGGGUGCCAACUUUAUUAAUGAGGCACAGCUCCAGUCAGACCUUUACAAGAUAGACCUUACUGGAAGCCUGAAAGCUGUCUAUGCAAAUGAAGAGAUUAAGCACACCUAUCAGAUUAACUCUGCUGAUUUGAGUGCAAAUGCAAAGUGUAGCACCACUGGAAAACUCUUUGGUUCUCACAUGAGCCACAAUACCGAGCUCGAGAUUAUUGGCCUGGCUGCCAAGUUCACCAAUGAUGCCCGCUUCAACUCACGCUCCAUGCGCUUUGACCACACCAUCCGUUGCAGCAUUGUUCCUUUUGAUUUCAACCUUGAUUCCCUGUUCAAUGCUGAUGGAGAAAUGAUGUUGUAUGGAAAGCACACUGCACAACUUUAUGGAAAGUUGCUCCUCAGAGCACAACCCCUGGCUUUCGCCAGCUCACAUGAAUGCAGAGCUUCCUUGAACCAGAUGCUGGACAAUGGCUUGUCCUUUGAAACCACAUAUGACAACAAGAUGGAUACUGUUCUGUCACUCCAAGAGCAGAAGACCAGUUUUAAAAUUAAGUCUAAAAUGAACGAGCAUGUCUUUAAUCAAGGCAUGGAGAUUUACAACACGGCUGAAAGAAUUGGAGCAGAGGUAUCUGGCACCAUCCUCACAAAUGUCAUUAACACAGCCUCCAAUGACAAUCAGGAGUUCACCAUUUCUGGCUUCCUCAAGUAUGACAAGAAUACAGAGAGCCACAUAAUUCAGCUCCCUCUGAUCAGAAAUCUGCCUGUCUUCUUGGAAAGCAUCAAGGAAUUUGCAGUGCGUGUGGCAGAAGCACUACAAGGUUUCCUCAACAACGAGGAGGUGAGGGCUAGGCUUGAGGCUCUUCCCCAGCACAUAAUUGACUUUGUUGACCAAAUUGACAUAGAACGCGAGAUAAAUCAACUAAUGCAGUAUUUCAGUGACGUGGAAACAUUAUUGACAAACCUGAAGAAUGAUAUUCUGGGAGUGGUGCAUGUAUUCGCAUUAUUCAUCGAACGUGUUGUGGAUACAGUCCAGGAUGCUACUGUAAGUGGAAUCUUGCCCGAAACCUUCAUUUUGGAGAUGCAGGAACUGUUCAAUACCAUUGUUGAAAAUUAUGACAUCAAGGCUAUCCUUGUGCAUACGAUUGACCUCAUAACAGAAAUUAUCAAUGAGAUUCACCUGGAAGUGCUAAAGGACAGCAGCAUUUCAUUCCUGCAUGAUAUUGAGAGCAGGUAUGAGAUCAAGGAUAAAGUAAACACAUUUCUCACUGAAGUCAGAGAUGCCGUUGAGAAUGCUGACCUGGCCGAAUUUUUGGCUGAGCUGAAGACCUUCAUUUUCAGCCGCUUAAGCUCGUUCAAUGAACUGAUACUGAGGGAAAUUCCCGCAGAAAUUAUCGGUUAUAUAACCUUUAUCAUUCAGGAAGUAAUUAGGGACUACGACAUCACUAGCAAGAUCAACGCACUUAGCGCAAAGAUGAAAGAGUUGCUUUUGCAGUUAAAGGUGCAGAAUUUCUUGGAAAAAGUUGUGGAACUCAUUAAGCAACUCAGGAUUGAGGAAACUAUCAAGGCUGUAGCUAAAGGGGUGAAAGAUGCAAACAUUCCUACCAAAUGUAUGCAAAUUUUCCAGGAUACCAUCAACUACUUGAAAACGACAGAGGUUAAAGAAAUCAUUGAAGAGCUGAACAAAUAUAUUGAAAUUACUGUUCAAAAACUGAGGUCUCUGGAUUACAAUAGCUUUGUGGAUCAUGCAAAUCAGAUUAUUGCUGAGUACACAACCUAUGUGAAUGAGAUGAUCAGAACUCUUGAAAUUCCCCAGAAACUUGAGGCAACGCGAGAAUUUGUCAAUACGCUCUUAUCCUUUAUUCGAGGGUUCGUGGAACACGUGAGAGAAAUCAAAGUUGCAGAAAUGAUUAAAUCAGCAAAGGAAUUCACUGAACAGUUUGUGUGUGAUCCCCUUAAGACAUAUGCAGAAUACAUAAAAAAUGAAGUCAGAAAUAUGGAUGUCAAAGUAGAACUUUCUGUGAUUCUGCGCUUAAUGAGAGAUUUAUACACAGACUUUAUUACCACCUUAACUCACGUGGUCACUGACCUGUUUGAGAUGUUUAAGUUUGUGUUAGAUGACCAGAAGAUCAUCAGUGAGAUUGAGCAGAUCAUUAAUGUGUUCCUUUCUGAACUGAAGAAAGCUGAAAUCAAUUUGCCAUCAUUCACCAUUCCUCUGACUGAUCUUGCUGUGCCAUCCACAACGUUUAGCAUGAAUAUGCUGAAACGGUUUGAAAUCCCAGAGCAGCUUGACAUCCCUGAGUUCACGAUUAUGGGCAUCUACACCAUGCCAGCUACCACAGUUUCUUGUGAGAAUAUCAAAAAGAUAAUAAUCGAACUCAUUGAUUUCAUUGUAAACUAUGAGGUCAAAAUGAUAGAUGUGGAAGCAAUCUAUGGAGAACUAAGUUUGAACUACCUUCCUACCCUACCUGACAUCACAUUGCCACAAAUAACUCUUUCAGAGAUUACUAUCCCUACCAUCCCUAAAGUGCCCAUUGAAAAACUUGUCCAGUCUCUUGAGGUUCCUGAGAUCAAGCUACCAGCCAUUCCAAGUGAGAUCAUGGUCCCAUGCUUUGGUAAACUCCAUGGUGAGAUCAGAUUCCAGACUCCCAUCUACACCGUCAAGACUUCUGCUGAAAUCCAAAACUCCACUGAGACUAAAAUAACACCCCUGUUCACUGGAUUAUUCACUUCCCAGGGCAAAUCUCCAAGUUUGGAUAUACUAAAUUACAAGCUUGACUCCAACGUUCGCUUUGCAAUCCCAAAAAUGAAACGUGUUGUCCUUGCAGAGAGUAUAAAGUUCAGCCAUGUUGCUCUUGGAGUUGAACAUCAGGCAUCUGUGACUCUUUAUGGCAAAUCAGCUCAGGCCCAAGCAAAAACCACAGUUAAGGUUACUACUGCACCUUACACAGCCAAUUUCCUUAACACAGCCUUUAUAGCUGUGGAACAGGGAAUGACUGGCAAUAUUGAGACAAAUUACAAUCAUGUGGUGAACAUUCCCAUUGCUGAUCUCCAAAGUGACGUUACUGUAACUCUGAAAUCCCUUGUUCAACAAAAUGGCUUCACCCUCUCUUUAACAGGAGACAAUUCUGGCACUGGAAAUUUGAAUGAUCAUAAUGGAAAACACAAUAGCAACCUCAAUUUGUCAAUCAGUCCCAGCACCACUAUCCUGUCUUUCACUGGUGACACAGAUUCGAAUAUCUUAAAAAUGAGGCAUCUCAUAGCAGCUGAAUUUGGCACCCUAAGCUACUUCAAGUUCAAUGUCAGCAAUAAGGCAGAGGCACCAAUCAUCAAGAACAGUGUCUUUGAAGCAACUGGACUUGCCAGCUUUCAUGAAAUGAAGAUUGAUCUGAAAGCAAAACAUGAGACAGAACUUAACGGUGGAGACAGCAGCAUAAUUUCCAAUGCUUUCAACUUCGUAAUCCGUCCUGUUGAGUUUGUCUUUGAAUUCCAAAACAAAGGAAAUGCCAGGGUCAACAUUUUUAGAUCUCUAACUGCUAAGGUAAACCUGCAGAAUGAUUACUUGGUCAACCUCAAUCGUGACAGCCAAAAGAUUAACACAGUCUUCCUGGUUCGCCUAAAUCAGUACAAAAUAUUCUCAAGCCUUACUCUGGACAACAAUGCAAAAGAAGCUGGCAUCUUCGUUGCCAUGGAUGGUGAAGCCAAUCUGGACUUCUUGAGAUACCCUAUCAGCAUUCCUGAAAUCGACUUGCCUUUAAUCGUCUUCCGUAGUCCAGCUAUCACAGAUCUGAACUUGUAUGAGGCAACUGGAAUGCAGAACAUUUUGACGACCACUGAGCAGGCUGUUGGUGUCAAUGCCAAGAUGGUUUACAAGAAAAGCAUGGCUCCCCCACUUAUUGAUGCAAUGGGUCUAAUUCGCAUUCCCUCCUUGGGUAACAUGAUCACAGACCUGUCUUUCAAGUCUGCCAUUAUUAAUCUGAAUGCCAACACUGAACUAUCAGCUGAAGAUGAUCUUGUGUUCCGUCUGGCUGCCACCACUGCAUCCGUGUUUGAGAGUCUGAAAGCCAAACUUGAUGGCACCACCAGAAUGACCACCAAGAGAGGAAUUAAGAUGGCCAACUCCUUGUCCCUUGAAAAUCAACACAUUGAAGGCAAUCAUGACAGCACCGUGAGCAUAAGCGCUGACACUUUUGAAACUGCAGUCUCUGUGGAAACAACUGCAAAGAUUAACCUGCCUAUCCUAAACUUGGAUGGAAGCCAAAAUCUGGUUGCAGUUAUAAACUCCAAACCAAAUCUUCUCUCCACCUUGAAGAUGAAGGGUGAUGUCAUCAUCCCUAUGAUUAAUGCUACUGGAAAGGCAGAAGCAGACCACAGUCUGAAGCUGGAAGGAACUUUUGAGUACGUUUCUAUGGAGUCAUCUAUCAAGUCAAACGUGGAUGGCAGAGUGUUUGAAAAGAAUCUGGUUUUGGGAGUCCUGGACAAUGACGCUAAUCUGUACCUAAACAAAGACGGCCUCCGUGCUACUUCCAAACUUAUUGCUGAUGCCAAGUUUCAUCAUGGAACAACCAAAGUCUUAAACAUGGAUGUGAACAGCAAUCUGGCUGCUGAAGCCAACAUGGGCCGUGUGUAUGCAGAGCUGAAGCAUACUGUCAACAACGAGGCAAACAUGUUCUUCAUCGUCAACACCAAGGGGAAACAUCGUGCCAGUGCUCUAGUUGACUUUACACCAUUCUCGUCAUUGACAGCUGACAUUGAGAUUGACAUGAACCAGCCGAGCGACUUGGGUGACUUACGUUUCUUGGAGAAGAUUGUUGCUGAGGUGGCAACUUCCAAGCAGAAGAUCUCUAUUAACACCAAGUUUAUUAGCCCACUGUAUACCACCAAUAUGGAAUAUGAAGUGGAAGGCAAUGCUCCAGUAUUCAGGGUUGUUUUUACGUCCUCUGCAACCUCUCCUAUUGUGGUCUUGGAGUACGUCCUAGAUGCUUCUACCACUGCAAACUUUGAGAAUGACCUUCUGAACAUGGUUAGCAAGCUUGCUCUGACCCAUGCUGACCUGACCAUGGAUGUCAACCACAUCAUUGCUCAAUCUUUAAGGAUAAAGCGCCAGGCUGAUGAAAGUGUCUCUCGCCAUACCCUGAACGUGGAUAUCACCAGUCCGACUUUCACCGAUAUGAACCUUCGCUAUGCUUCACUCAGAGAUGCUAUCAGCGCUUCAGUAUCUUCUCCUUCAGCUGGCUUCCUUGGCUAUCAAUUCAGUGGUAAAGUCCCAUUCCAGAUGAAUGCAAGAGUCUUUGGCCGUUAUCCUUCUACCCCAGAUGCAGAUGUUGACAUUUUGGUCAUCAGAACAUCCAAGGAUGCUGAUAAGGCCAACCUGCAGAUUGUUUACGACAUGGAAGCCCCUGAGGGAAUGUUCACUGAGCUUAAGGAAAGACUCCCCUCUAUUAUCUCUACAAUCACAGCAUUUGCUGACAAGCACCACAUCACAAGCAGUAUGGAGAUGCUGAAGGACUCAGUUUUUGAUCACAUCAGAGAAGUCUAUGACGAUGCAAUCAACUAUGAUACUCAAUUGAGCCAGUUGUCCAUUUUCUUUAGGAGCACAAUUGGCAGGUAUCAGAAAACUUUCCUGUCCUUCCUUGAUGCUUUCCUCAAGGUUUUGAGGGAGACCCUCUUCAUAGUCCCUUGGUCCAAUGAGAUGCUCACCAUCCCUGAUCUCCUGGACACAAGGCGAGGCGGAAGCAUUGCUCACAUGCUGGAUAUAACGAUCCAGACUAUCGAUGAGAACAUGGAGGUGUAUUACAGAUAUUUUGCAGAGAUAAUAAGCAAUGCUAAAAUACAGAUGUUAGAUGGUGAAGUAAUGACUGGAGAGCAAAUCAUCAAUCAGGUCAAAACAGCUGUCAGAAACAUCUUUGAUGAAGUGGUGGGCCGUGUGACAAGUGGGGAUAGGUUUGACAACUAUCUAGAAAGUAUAGGUUACAACCUAGAGGCUUAUUUUGAGAAAACCCAGGAGCUUGUUGACUCUAUCAAUUCGGACUACUUAGAUGAAAUGUUCAUGGGUAUCAACAGGUUGUAUCGUGAACUGGUGACAGUUAUUAUGGACAUGGCUGACCAGAUCUUUAGUUUCAGAAGGGAGCAGUUCAACAGAGUGUGUGAGUUCAUCAUGGAAGGCAUCAUCAGAGCAAUAGACCAGUUCAAUAAUGCAUUUUAUGAAUCCGUGCAGCAAGCUCCAGAGGAAGUGCGAGCCUACAUGACAGUUACAGGUGGAAAGGUUGAGAUUAAUAUUCCAUUUUAUCUCCAGUUUUAAUUGAUUCUCAAAGACAGAAAGCUAAGCUCACAUGACACACUAUCACCUGUUCAGGACACAUGCCUAGAAAGAGCAUGGACAUCCUAGCGAUAUUUAUAACAAUGACUUUCACAGAAACAACUUUUGUAUCACUUGAAUUGUGAUGUUCUGUUUAAAACUGAAAAUGAAAUGUUGUAUUGAUACUUUCUGACCAAGUGUGAAAAGCAAAAAAUAAAAGCUGUUAUUACAA